CGGAAGUGACGUAACUAGAAAAGCAGACAUCGCGGACGCAAAGACAAAAAUAGCAAAAACAAACCUGUGUCUGUGCUGGAUCUCUCAGCGGGCAGCUUCAUGUGCCAGGGAGUGCCAUGGAGCUGAAGGUGUGGGUGGAGGGUGGUCCACAAAGGGUGGUGUGUGGUGUCACCGAAGCCACCACUUGUGAGGAUGUCGUCUACGCCCUGGCACACGCUACAGCACAGUCCGGACGCUUUGCCCUGGUGGAGCGUUGGGGCCACACAGAACGAUCCCUGGCCCCUUCGGACCGACCCCUGAGACUUUUAGCACGUAGGGGAGACGUGCGCUUCUUGCUGCGACGCUGCCCACCACGAAAGACUGAACAUAUCACACGCAAACCUACAGAUGGGAGGCCUCUGCGACCUCCCCCCUACGAUGAAGCAGUCACUCGGUCUGGACAGCGCUAUCAGCCUAGUCACAAAGAGUCCCCUGGUGACUCCCCAACGUCCAAGCGUAGACUAGUGGAAGGAUCCCCUCAGCAACAGUACAGAGACCUUGUGCGUUUGGUGAGCCUUCAGAGAGAGCGAUUACGUUCUCAACAGGAAGAGCUCACACACUGUGACUCUGAACUAUCGUACUGGGAGGCGCGUCUGGGAACUCGAGAGGAAUUGUCACGUCUGGAGCGUCUCUAUCAGGGAGGACGGUCGGAGAUGGAACGGCUACAGGGAGACGGAGAGGAAGCACUCUGCUCAGAGCUCACCCUGGCACGUUCUCAACUGGCACACUGUGAGGCAAGGCUCUUGCACUGCCAACAGAGGCUAAGACAGCUCUGCCAAGAGGUUGCAGAGGAAAAGCGCAGAGAGGAGGACGCUGUCUUGGAAGAGAGGAAGCUUCUCCUGCAGCGUCUGAGCCAAGAAUUGAGGGAAGCCAACCUCCUGGCCCUGUCUCUGGCUGACGCAGAGCACAAACACUGGCUCGAGUCUACAGGAGGCUUCUCCAAUCGGCCGGGAAGCACGAGGAAGAUAAUGGGAUCCCCACGGCAGUUGGAAAAUGCUGUCCCAACCAACAAGAAUCCCAAUGGUGUAUGGGUUUGAACCCACAAAUAGCUGAUAGUUAUUUAUUUCAUGGUUGAGUUCCACAAUAAAAUAUUGUUACUGCUUGCA
Molecule: messenger RNA, 1145 nt
Organism: Ornithodoros turicata
Lineage: Eukaryota; Metazoa; Arthropoda; Arachnida; Ixodida; Argasidae
Gene: RASSF8
Product: ras association domain-containing protein 8-like
Exons: 6
Coding region: 117-1076 (319 amino acids)
Biological process (GO): signal transduction
Source: RefSeq, a predicted model, not a curated record